AUGCGCAUCUGCCAAGUCUCCGGUGCUGUAGUCGCAGAAGUGGAUGACGAGGAAUUCUGUCACAUUCUGGGGCUCGGUGGAACCAUCAAGGCAUUGAAACAAUGUCUGGCGGCUCGGACAGGUUUCUCCCGAUUUCGUCAAAGGCUCUUAGCUGAGAGCGGCGAACUGCACGAUGAUAUGCCUUUGAGCAAAUGGCCUGAGUUGCAGUUGGUGAUCUUGGAGAGGGCUGACUCAGACUUCAUCCUGGCAUGUUCUACUAACCGUCUCGCUGAAGUUGAACGAAUGCUACACCGUCCGCAGAACCCUAACACGAUUGAGCAGCCAGAGGAGGGCGGCUCCUGCUGGGCAUUCAUCGCUGCUGCCUCCAAUGGCUGGUUGGACGUGAUAAACUUGUUGUUGCCUGGAGCGUGUGUCAUCGGGGACUCCCGUAUUCAAUGGGCACAAGCCAAUCUGGGAGUGAGCAACAGCUCUGAUGCCUGGACUGCUUUGCACUGGGCCGCCCGAUUUGAUCACCUGGAGCUGGCGCGAUGCUUAGUCCAGGCACAAGCCGACUUAGAGGCGAAAGAUUUGGAGGAACAGACGGCUUUACACGUGGCAGCGACCGAAGACAGCUGGGAGGUGACCAAGUACUUGGUCGAAGCAGGCGCCGACAUUGAGGUCCUGGAGGUCGACGAUUGGACGCCCUUACACUGCUCAGCUCGAAGUGGCUCUGUGGCAGUGGCCAAAUACUUGGUUGCAGUUGGAGCGAACACGGAGGCGACUGAUUGCGACGGGUGGACACCCUUGCAUUUGGCUGCUGAGAACUCUUGCCUGGAACUGGUGUGUUUCUUGAUCGAAGCAGGAGCCAAUAAAGAUGCCGUCACCGAGCGACAUGCUUUGACCCCGUUGCAUUUGGCAGCAGACCACGGCGCCUUGCAGAUGGUGCGGUACUUGGUCACUGCUGGAGCCAAGAGAAAUGCCAAGAAUAUUGAGGGUCGAACGCCCAAAGACUUGGCAGCUUCAAUUGCCAACUGGGAUGUGGUGAGAGUUUUGGAUGAACCGGAUGUAGAUCAUCCCCUAUCUUCCCGGAAGUGUGUGCUUGGGAUGUUGGAGAACUCCAAUGAUUAA
Messenger RNA from Durusdinium trenchii, 1107 nucleotides. The record is from the annotation of a GenBank genome assembly. Lineage: Eukaryota; Dinophyceae; Suessiales; Symbiodiniaceae.